This is a messenger RNA of Rhizopus microsporus ATCC 52813, 851 nucleotides long. RefSeq names its product mitochondrial glyco protein. The coding region runs from base 15 to 803 and encodes 262 amino acids. The transcript has 6 exons. Gene Ontology annotation, cellular component: mitochondrial matrix. The record is from RefSeq and is a predicted model, not a curated record. NCBI's taxonomy places the organism in Eukaryota, Fungi, Mucoromycota, Mucoromycetes, Mucorales, Rhizopodaceae. Gene Ontology annotation, biological process: cytosolic ribosome assembly.
CUUUAUCCUUCACCAUGUCUUCUCAACUCUUCCGUACUUCACUUCGUGCUCUUGUUCGUCCUAGCUUAGCAAAGAACGUCGUAGCUGUGUCUAGAAUCACUCCUCGCGUCAUGCCUGCAUUUCAGGUCGCUCGUCCUUUUUCUUCCACCUUUGCUCGCAUGAGCACUGGAUCUGUUGAUUCUGAUCUCGUUCAUAAGCUCGAUGAAGAACUUCAAUAUGAAAAGUCUAACGAAGAAUCCGAACCAGAAUUUAUCAAGGAGUUCUUGGAAGCUAACUCUUUCAAGUUGGAAGAUAAGCCUGGCGUUGAUGAAGUAUCAUUGACCCGUACUUUUGGAAAUGAAAAGAUUCGCGUAUUGUUCUCUAUCUCUGAUAUCAAUAAUACACCUUCCGAGGGUUUCCUUCCUGAAGAUGACAUGAUUGAGCCUGGAAAUGAAGAAGACGAGGAAAUUGUGUCCUUCCCUGUGCGUGCAUCAGUGACUAUUGAAAAGGAUGGACAAGGUGCUGUUACGAUCGAUACAGUUGCUCAAGAUGGAGAGAUUGUUAUUGAAAGUGUCAUGUAUUAUAAGGAUAACAAAUUGGCUAAUGAACAAUCUGCUGAAGCAGACUGGCAAAGACGUGGACUUUACAUUGGUCCUCAGUUCUCCGAAUUAGAUGAGAACCUUCAACAACUCUAUGAGCGUUAUCUUGAAGAACGUGGUAUCAACUCUGCAUUAGCAAACUUCUUGCCUGAUUAUAUUGAAUACAAGGAACAAAAGGAAUAUAUUCAAUGGCUCGAUAACAUGAAAAAGUUUGUUGCUGCUUAAGUUAUGAAAUAAAUACAUCUUUACAAGUUUUUUUUAAGCUAAAUUGAG